Messenger RNA from Ipomoea triloba (trilobed morning glory), 1026 nucleotides. Its product is annotated as RING-H2 finger protein ATL67-like. The record is from RefSeq and is a predicted model, not a curated record. NCBI's taxonomy places the organism in Eukaryota, Viridiplantae, Streptophyta, Magnoliopsida, Solanales, Convolvulaceae. The transcript has a single exon. Bases 115 to 720 code for a protein of 201 amino acids. Gene Ontology annotation, molecular function: transferase activity. Gene Ontology annotation, biological process: protein ubiquitination.
UUUUUGUGUUUUCUAAACUACAGUUUUAAAUGCAGCAAGCAAAGCCAGCCAACUCCGCACUUGUACGUUAGUUCCUGCUCUCCCCAAACAAAUGGGCUAUUCCUCUCCCUCCCAAUGUCCUCCGCCGCUCCUCCACCAUCUCAUCCUCCUUUAACUACCACUUCUUUCCCCGACAACUUAGGCACCAUUGGCUUAGGCUACGCCAUUGCUAUCGCCUUUGGCUUCCUUCUCCUCUUCUCCGCUCUCCUUCUCGCUUCCUAUAGCUGCUGCAGGACAAUCGCCUCCCGCCGCCGCCGCCUUCGCCAGGAACAGUCGUUUCCCGCCGCCAGAGAGAACAGUGUCUAUCUCCACCGCAUGAUCUUUGUGGCCGCGGACGAGGAUGAUGACGAUUCUGGGGCGGCUCAGAACGUCGCCGUCGUUGGCCUCCAACAGGCCGUCAUCAACUCUUACCCGAAGCUCGCCUACUCCCAGAAUAACUCUCGUUUCACCGGAGAUGAUGCGGUGUGCUCCAUAUGCCUUUGCCACUACAAGGAUUCGGAGAUAUUAAGGAUGUUGCCGGAUUGUAAGCAUUGCUUUCACGUAGGUUGUAUUGAUGCGUGGCUGAAACUCAACGCCUCGUGUCCGGUCUGCCGUAAUUCCCCGCUGCCAACGCCGCUUUCUACUCCGCUUUCGGAAGUGAUCCCGAUUUCUCAGUACUCCGAUGGCCGGAGGAGGCUAUAAUUGACUCACACCCCGAUCCGACACAGAGAAGGUAAAUCACUGUAACUCAGUGCGUACAAGGGAUUUGUUUACUUUUCACAUAAAGUCCACAUUGUGACUGCUGAAUUUGGAACAUUAAUUUCUUCUUCUAAAUACUUCUUACUGAAUCAGUGAGUUAAGAUUUGGUUUUGGUUAGUUUAGAUCUCUUGUCAAUUUUUUCAAUUUAUCUUCUUGAAUAGUUGAAUAUACUCUGGAAUAUUUAGUUAUCUACAUAGAGUGGAAUCUUGCAAUCAAAUUAGCAUAUUAUAUCUUUCCUUCUAAAACGAA